Physella acuta is the source of this 4049-nucleotide messenger RNA. Its product is annotated as alpha-1D adrenergic receptor-like. Gene Ontology annotation, molecular function: G protein-coupled adenosine receptor activity. Gene Ontology annotation, biological process: G protein-coupled adenosine receptor signaling pathway. Gene Ontology annotation, cellular component: plasma membrane. The record is from RefSeq and is a predicted model, not a curated record. NCBI's taxonomy places the organism in Eukaryota, Metazoa, Mollusca, Gastropoda, Physidae.
ACAUGAAUCGUUUUGAAGUACUGCACAACAUAAAGCUAGAGUGCCCCUGCAAAUGAACAACCACAUGACGUCCGCGCUUGUUCAAAUCAAAUUAUCCAGCAGACACAACAACUCGCUCACAACAAAAACAAUCACAACAUCACGCGCAAACUGGAAGCAAGUUAUUAAAAAAUACAAUUGGAAAACAUUAAUUUAAACGACAACUGCAUUAGAAAAAUAUCCCAAUUAAAAAAAAGCAUCAAUGAAUGACAUUUAAUUAUUUCUAUGACUGAAGAUUUCAUAAACUAUGAAGAGGGAUGUUCUAAGUGAUCGACAAUUUACUUAAUUGGCGAAUUUAUAAUUAAAUAAUAAUUCAAGUGAAUUGUCUUAAGCCAACACUUAAAAUAAUGUCAGUGAAUUAAAUGUUGCAAGAAGUUUCAAACAAGACAUUUGUGAACGACAAGCGUACGAUUAGGAGCAGACAAUCACGGUCUUCGUCACGUGAUUUCAACUCUUCACGGCUGAUUUCCGGACCCCUCCACUGCGAAACCGGGCCACGGUUGGAAGACGAGUGGGACAAAUAUUCCCGCGAGUCAUCAGAUACUGCGCAUGCGCCGCGGGCGUGAUUUGAAUUUUUUUUUUCUACCUUUCCCGACGGGAGAGUUCGAGCGAGGGGAGAAAACCCGAUCAAGAUUGUGGUAUUUGCGUGUUGUAUUGGCAGCGGUUAUCUGGAGUAGUUUGACAACUUAGGCGGUGGAAGGUGGUAGUGUAGACUUGAUGAGGGAGAGAAUAGGUUGUGUGGACGGCACACAAAAACCCACGAGAAGUCGCCAGAAGUAACAUGGACUAACUCUAUCACAUGGAGUGUCAACACUAGGUUGCUAUGGCGACCGGAAUAAUAUAAAUUCACGUGAAAAUAUUUCAGUAUUCCAUAAGGAAGAUUUUCGUUUCAGGAUUUUUUGUAAAUUUGAUCAGCGAAGAGGAUUUAUACCAAAAAAUGAUAUUAUCAAUUUACGCUUUCAAAAAUAAAUCAACGUCUAUUUUAAUCUUUUCAAUAUUUGAAAUUUAGUUUCGGAAGUACUAAAACUAAAAAGACAUUUUGAAACUGGAUUUUUAGUUUUGGAUUUUCUAAGAUUAAAAGCGUGCUCGGCAAUAAAUCUUGUGUAUCUAAUCGUUCGUGUGAAGGUGGACCAUCCUAUACGGUGGCCAGAGGUAUGUUACUUGGCCAAGUGUAGGUGGCCACAGGUGUCGUAAGGCCAAGUGUAGGUCACAGCUAUGCCAGUCAUGAGACCAGACGUGGAACUCUUGACCAUUACGUCACUUCCGUCGGACGUACAACUGCUGACACCCGUUGGACACAAUGGAGCAUGUCUCAGCCGGUGCCGGUCAAAGCCGGUUCUGUGCCGGUCAAAGCCGUGUUUCCUACAGGUCUAUGUGGACACUGGAUUAGGAUAAAUAUAAUGCUAUUGAUCAAUCCUGGAUUAACGAGACGGGAUAUUUGUUGAAGAAUAUUUGUUAUAAAAUAUUUGUUAUUGGAUAUUCAUUGCUGGAUUAGACCACUGGAUAAUUCUUCUGUUUCGGUGAAGUUGACCUUUCACAUUCAUUUAUUCAAGAGAAGUGGAUAGUAUUAUAAUCUGUAUUAGAGCAUUGGGUCUGUGAAUUAGAUACUCUGUUGAACGGACGAGAAUCUUUAGCGUCCCGUGUGUUAGGCGUAGAACACUAUAACUUUCUAUAUCAGAGGCGUGGGCCGCAAGACCACUUGUAUAUAGAGGCGUGGGCCGCAACCAAAAAAAAACGUGUAUAGCGACACGGACCACUAAAAGACCCGUGUAUACAGACACCAACCACCACAACACCAGUGUAUAGAGGCGCGGACCACAAGACUACCCGUGUAUAGAGGCGUGGACCACAACCACCAGACCACCCGUGUAUAGAGGCGUGGACCACAACCACCACACCACCCGUAUAUAGAGGCGUGGACCACAACCACCAGACCACCCGUGUAUAGAGGCGCGGACCUCUGGGCAUGGAAGCGAUUUCCAUCGUCUACAUCACCGCAGAGAUCAUCGUGGGCGUCCUCUCCGUCUUCGGCAACGCGGUGGUGGUGGCCGCCAUCUGGAGGACUCGCCGCCUCCACACCGUCACCAACACCUUCGUGGGGAGCCUCGCCCUGGCCGACAUCGUCGUGGGGGUGCUGGUGGCGCCCUGCGCGGCGCUGUCCUUCAAAGGCCUGCCCAGUGAUUUCUACGGCUGUGUCUUCAUCAACAGCGCUAUCCUCAUCUUCACCAACGUCUCCAUCCUAAUGCUACUAGCUGUGGCUUUAGAACGGUUCCUCGCUAUCAAGGAACCUUUCUUGUAUCAAAGACUGUUAACAGUACGCCGGGCUGUGUAUAUCAACAUCGUGGUAUGGAUAUUGGGAUUUUUACUAGGGCUUGUUCCGCUGUAUGGCUGGAACGCUGGGUACGCCCCCAUACAAAAAUGCGAGUUCACGAAAGUUAUAACAUACGAAUAUUUAGUGUAUUUCCAGUUUUUCGGGCUGGUGCUUCUACCUUUGUUUAUCAUGCUGUGUAUAUAUAUCUACAUCCUGAUCAUUGUGAGGCGACACAUGCGGCAGACGACAGCUAUAAGGAACCUUUUCCAGCACCGAGCCCAAGACGGGUUCAACAAAGACGUCAAGGCGGCCAAGAUGCUGGCGCUGGUCAUAUUGUUAUUUGGUCUCUUCUGGCUGCCCGUCAACAUCUUCAACUGUCUGAAACUCUUCUGCCCCGACGACUGCUACUACCCGUACGAGGCGCUGCUGACCGCCAUCGUUAUGAGCCACGCCAACUCCUGCAUCAACCCUUUCCUCUACGCCGCCAGCAACAGCCGUAUUAAACGAGCCAUCAAAGAGAUCUUCGGGCUACGAGUCCCCGCUGGGGAGUUCUCCACAGACAACAACCACAUGCGCCACACCAACGGGGUCAGUCCUAACGGGGACAGGACAAACAGUCCCCCGGGGGUCGGGCGGAUCAACGGCGGACCUCCCGCUCAACCCUUCACAAUUUCCAAUGAAGAGUUCUUAAAAUUAAACACAAAACAGUCCCUGACUCCGGCUACCCCGGAAGCGGACGUCCAAGAAAACAUGUCACAUAAAACACCAACGGAUUUAGAUGUAUCUUCAGCGUUAAUCGAAGGCACCAUUCCACAAAACGAUACCCGUAGUGAACUUAUCGAUACGGACGAUUCCGAUAUCAAACCGGAUAUGGAUGAAGAAAUCGAUACCAGCGAGACAGUAUCGAAUACAACAAUCCCAACUCUCCAACAUUCCCGAGCACCGUCGACUUCCACGGUAUCGAUCUCGCUCAGUAAACCCGCCCACCCUUCCAAAAACGGCAUCCGUCGUUCGUUUCACCUCCCGCCGUCACAUCUCUUCCACACGCCGGUCAAGCUGACCAGCUCCGAGAGCAGGCUCGCCUCGCUGUCCAAAAACUACCUCCAAAACGGCCACGUCAACUUCGCGUACGUCAACGACGACGCGCGGCGGAAGCGGAAAGACGCGGGAGAGAACAACGACGACGACGAUGAAGAAGAGAAUCUCGUGCAGGCUUUCACCGUGGACGCCGAGGACAGCCACAACCACGUCGUCAUCACCUCCGACAGCAGCGACAGCGACAACAUCCGCUGGUGCGUGGAAUGCGACAACGGCCUCGUUCGCUCGGAACCCGGUCAACAAUCCGACCACCUGUCCGGAAAACAGGAAUCUCCAGACUACAAGGACAUCGAUGAUUCCGAUACCGGGGGUCAGUUCACGAAGAUAAAUUUCCUGAAACGUUUCCAUGGCGACGGGCCGACGCGGGUGAGUACGCUGUACCACCAGACGAACACAGACGAUGAGCUAGAGCUCCAGGAUUUAAGACAGUCGGAGAAUAUAUUUCAUGUCAAGGACUUGAAGAAGAAGAACAGCUUCGUGCUGGAUUUGUGUGAGGAUGGUUCAAUAAGGAACCCACUGACUGAACACACCAAGUUGUGAUGUGUUGAUACACCAAAUUGUGGUGGGUGUGUUGACACACCAAGAUGAGAUGUGUUGACAC